ACAACUUAAGUUACACAAAUCCGAAAACGUCGUCGUGCAGUGUGGUCUGUUGACGAGACAGAGUCGCCGGCUAAGGAUGUUUUGAUACAAAAAGCUUCUUCCUUUCCUUCCUUCGAUUCAUUCAAUUUUUCGAUUUCUUACUUUCAUAUUUUUCUGGAUCCUUCAAAUCUGAUCUAACCCUUCUUCUUCCUUUGAAGAAUCCCUCUUUCAGAUAGAUGGCUGCAAAUUCUGAUAAUAUCUUGUCCUUGUCAUUGCGGCCUACUUCAGAGGUUGAUGGUGGCAAUGAUUCUCCCCGGGUUGCAGUGUGUUCUCUUUGCCGCAAGGCCUUAUCACCUGAUGAUGAGAUAACAGGCGAUCUUUCCACCGGUAGUGUAUGUGGUGAUUGUAAAUUUUUAUUGCUUGAAGACUUUGGGAAUCACACCCUUACACAAAGCUCUCGAAGGAGGCUUAGAGGAAGAUUGAGACAUGGUAGUUCUGAAUCAGUUGAGAACCCUACAUCUGUAGAUGAAGAUCAAUUUGUAGAUGGUGAUAACCCUGCAUGGUCAUUGCAAUAUGCUAGUGCAAAUACGACUCCUAGUGGGUCUAGAAGCUGGAGGCAUGCUCUCUCAGAUACUGACAGUGAUGGUUUUGAUAAUUGGCAUUCUCUUCAUGGUGAAAACGAAUUUGGUAAUUGGUCUCCUCUUUAUGGUGAAAAUGAAUCAAGUUCGAGUUUUAUACCGUAUAGGAUUCCUCGCAGUGAGACUGAUUCUUUUUCUUUCAGUGCUUAUGGAGGUGAGUCAGAUAUCUCUGUGGAUAGACAGAGUUUUGUAGGCACUGGAAUUUUUAAUUUACCUGAUGAGGGAGAUGAGUUUGAUAGUGACACUGACAUAGAUCCAAUGCAUGCUGGCAUUGGCCAUUGGAAUUCGGAUGAUACACAAGAUAAUGACGAAGAAGAGGAGGAUGAGGACGAUGAAGACGAGGGGGAAAGAGAACUACCUGAAGUAGAAGCUGCUACUGAACCUGAGGGAAUAUUUAGCCAGAUAAUCAGAGAAACUUGGUUAGCUUUGGACGAUGCUGAUUUACCUCAUGGAUCUGAUUUUGGAGAUUUCCUCGAUACUAGACGCUUCGAUGAUCUGCUUGAUCAUCUUGCUCAAAAUGACAGCUCAAGACGAGGAGCACCUCCUGCUGCUGCGUCAUUUGUGAAUAAUCUUCCUUGUGUAGUCAUUAGCAAGGAACACGAGAAGCACGAUGAACUAGUUUGUGCCAUCUGCAAGGAUGUAUUGGCCCUUGGCACUAAAGUAAAUCAACUUCCAUGUUCUCACCUUUACCAUUCUCAUUGCAUUUUGCCGUGGUUGAAGACACGUAAUUCAUGCCCUCUUUGUCGUUUUGAGCUUCCAACCGAUGAUAAGGAUUACGAAGAGGGAAAACAGACCACUGAUGGUAGAAAUGUGAUCUAUGAGAGACAUCAACUAAAUGUUAUGGAUGAUAGUUUCUCUGAUAUUUCUGAUGGAGCUGAAGCGGGUGAAGAAGAUGGUAUCACUACUCAUGAUACCGCAGAUUCUUCUGCAAUAAGAGGUGGCAGAGGAAGAUGGUUGUUUCUUGCUGCAGCUCCAAUUGUUAGUCUAGUAGGAAUGGUUAUUGUACUGUGGUUAGGUAGGAACUCUCAAAUUGAAGGGACUAGACAUUCGAGUGCUCACUAUUUGUCUGCGCAAAAUCAGCACGGUGUUCGUGUUUAUGGUUCUCAAAACCAAAGGGAGAGUAGAAGCAGAAGAUGGUGGUGUCCAUUCUAAGUGCUUAUCAAAUUCUUUAUCAAUAAUGCAUUUUGUAAUAGCCAAUAUGUUUGAUGUGGCUUUUAUGAUCACUAAUUUAAAAAAUAAUGUGUAAAUUUAAGUUUGUAAACUACCUGAUUGUGCUUCAAGGAACUGAUGCCUGAAUAUUUGACAAUCAAUUCUUUGAUGUUUUUCUGUUUUA
Messenger RNA from Trifolium pratense (red clover), 1950 nucleotides. RefSeq lists its product as uncharacterized. The transcript is spliced from 2 exons. Gene Ontology annotation, molecular function: ubiquitin protein ligase activity. The coding region runs from base 216 to 1769 and encodes 517 amino acids. Gene Ontology annotation, biological process: protein ubiquitination. NCBI's taxonomy places the organism in Eukaryota, Viridiplantae, Streptophyta, Magnoliopsida, Fabales, Fabaceae. Gene Ontology annotation, cellular component: cytoplasm. The record is from RefSeq and is a predicted model, not a curated record.